AUGGAGAGCACAGAGAAGCAGAAAAGCACGUCCAAAAUGGAUCAUGUCCUGCAAAGUCUUGAGGUGCAGAAACAGGCCUACUUCGAUACGAUGCAGAAAGUUCAUGAUUUGCUCUCUAACAACCUGGCAUCCAACUCUGAAUCGCCCAUUCGCCGCCCUCAAGGUCAACGAGCGGGUACUGGAUCGAACACCCCAAAGGAUCAGACAGCUCGUGCAGUGGCAGAGCCUCUUCCGCCUGCAAGCUAUGAUCAAGAAGGGUUACAUCAGCAUCUGAUAAGUACGGCUUGGGAUGAGUACGGCUGGGAGAUUCUCAAAGACAUCCUUGGCAACGGUGCGAUCAAUAAUGCGUCUCACGGCAGAGAGCAUACACUAUUUCCCACCCAGAAUGGGCCAGUUGAGGACCGCAGCCACCUCAGUGGACAUCAGGUGUGGGAUAUUGGCUCGGAUGGCGCACCUCUUGCGGUCGAAGCCUUUGGAAUUGAUAAUGAGAGCUCCAAGGCAAUGGCGAUUUGGCAUUGCAUCAAAGACAUCAAUCCGCCAUCGAAGGACAGAAAAGCUGUUGGACGUAUCACAAUCAUGCGAGAACUGAGUCCAAUACUAUAUGGCGCAUUGCACUAUACUCUCAGCAACACAUUCGAUAUGGACGAGAUCUUCAAGCAACUCAUCGUCGCCGAUGGUUCCACUGCAGACGUACACCGAGCGUUCGACCUCGAUGCACGUAGGCAAAGCAGCAAGAUCUUCAUCUUUCAGUACUUUACCAUCAUUGGCGAAGACUGCAAGCCAAUGCCCUGGCAGCUUUCAUCGGGGGAGAUUGACAAUAAUCCGAAGCAUAUUCGCAUUACCCGAUGUAAUUCGGUUGUUGCUCUCGCUUUGACCGGAAAGCCCAUCCGCAAGGUUCGCAAUCCAUCACGCCGUGCACAAAACCAGAACGAAUACGGCAAUAUCUACGACCCUUGGUCGUCCUGGCACUUGCUGAACCUGCAGUGCUAUCCGGACCUCAAGAGCAGCACUGAUGUCCAUGAUACUCAGAAGCAUUAUGUCAAUGGGCCUGAAGCCUUUUUGGUGACGCUCCUGGGCGAGUUCCGUGAUGCACAAAGGCGUUUCGAGGAUAUCAAUCGUGCAAUCACGAAGCUCAUUACCCCCUCUUCUUCCUUCAUGUUCGAUGGAAACUAUCGUGACGACCUCCUGUUCGAGGAUGAGAAGUUCACAUACGUCCGACGAUAUUUCUGGGCCUAUCAGACACUCGGUAUAAUGAACGAGAGCAUUCGAACGAUCGUGGACGAAUUCGAACAUAACUUCACCGAUGAGCUCUGGGAAGGAAAGGACAAGACACUCUGGCCCAUUGCUGAUUCAGACAGUCCGCGCAGCAUGUACUACAAGAAAAGAAUGGCCACGCUGCGACAGAAGUUUGAAACGCAGAUGAAAGCUUUCCGCAAACUCAUCAACGGCAACGAAGAACGACGUACUGAAAUCAGAGGCCUUCGCGAAGAGCUUUAUGUCGGCACCAGCGUCAAGGAAAGCCGCAAAUCCGUCGAAGCGACUGAGACUACUGUUCAGCAAGGUCACAACAUCAAGCUGCUGACCCUCGUCUCGAUCUUCUUCCUGCCGUCUCAGUUCGUCACGUCCGUGUUUGGCAUGACGAACAUGCCACAAACGCCCAGCUACUGGACUUUCGGCGUUGUGCUGGCGGCCGUUUGCGUUCCAUUCUUUAUCCUUAUCGGCUCUCUUAAUACCAACAGGGGCAUGACCUUCUGGAGAAAUCGUUUCAGAAAGGCUUUCGUACGCAUUAUGAAACUCUUCUCGUUCCUAGGUAGAUGUUUCAAGAAGAAGGACAAGUCAACUCCUGAGGGGGAAGAAGAUGAGGAGAAAGAUGAGUCGAGUCGACAACCCUCUCAACGUGAGCCACAACCGAAUUCUAGGCGCAGCAUGUUUGCUCGUUCGCCUAGGAGCCAGGAUAGUGGAUUGUCUAUGGAAGAUGGACAGCUGGAGUACUCGCCUCGUGUUGGGCGGACACCAACGUCCAAAUUGGCAGAACUCCUUAAAGGGAAGCGUCGGCGGGCUUCGACGACGAGCACUGAGGUGUAG
This is a messenger RNA of Zasmidium cellare ATCC 36951, 2085 nucleotides long. RefSeq lists its product as uncharacterized. Gene Ontology annotation, biological process: metal ion transport; transmembrane transport. NCBI's taxonomy places the organism in Eukaryota, Fungi, Ascomycota, Dothideomycetes, Mycosphaerellales, Mycosphaerellaceae. Gene Ontology annotation, molecular function: metal ion transmembrane transporter activity. Bases 1 to 2085 code for a protein of 694 amino acids. The record is from RefSeq and is a predicted model, not a curated record. Gene Ontology annotation, cellular component: membrane. The transcript is spliced from 4 exons.